Messenger RNA from Pochonia chlamydosporia 170, 762 nucleotides. RefSeq names its product LPS-induced tumor necrosis factor alpha factor. The coding region runs from base 1 to 762 and encodes 253 amino acids. The record is from RefSeq and is a predicted model, not a curated record. The transcript has 2 exons. NCBI's taxonomy places the organism in Eukaryota, Fungi, Ascomycota, Sordariomycetes, Hypocreales, Clavicipitaceae.
AUGGAUCCCUCGCAACAACAGCAGCAGCAGCAGCAGCAAAACAUGGCUCCUACUCAACCACAGCAGACUUACCAUCCCGUCACAAGCAACGAGCACAUUCAGCCUGUGCAGCAAACACAUACCGGCCAGGCCCUGCCUCCAAGCUAUGAUCAAGCAAAGACUGCUCCCAUGGGCCAACCACCCCAGGGAGCAAACACGAAUGGCCCUCCUACGACCGUUAUCCCGUUGAACCAGCUUAGCGACCAGCCGCAGUGGAUUGACUGCCCAUUUUGCCACCAGAGAACGACCACCACCGUUCAGCGAGAAGGCACUUCUAUGCAAAUUGUCGUUGGUGCCAUUCUCUGCCUCUUCUGCGUCUGCUUGACCUGCGUGCCCUGUCUCGCAGGAUGGUUCGAAGAUACCCAGUACCGCUGCUCUCAGUGCAAGAACAUGGUUGCAGUCCGACGACAUGAUGGCCCCAUCGAGGUCUUCGGCCCUACCGUCCCUGUAUACUCCCAGUACAACGGCAAUCAGGCCCCAAUGAAUGCUCAACAGCAUCAGGGUCAGACAAAAGACGCCGGUCCAGUUCCUGCCCAGAACUACCAACAACAACCACCUCAGCAGCAGCAGCAGCAGCAGCAGCAGCAGCAGUAUCCCCAGCAGUAUCCCCAGCAAUAUCCUCAGCAAUACCCUCAACAGCACCAGGAGCAGCAUCCUAUGCAUGACCUUCAGCCACAGAUUCAGCAGCAGCAGCCUGCUCACCAGCCUGAUGCUAAGAACUAA